This is a messenger RNA of Nerophis lumbriciformis (worm pipefish), 1362 nucleotides long. The record is from RefSeq and is a predicted model, not a curated record. NCBI's taxonomy places the organism in Eukaryota, Metazoa, Chordata, Actinopteri, Syngnathiformes, Syngnathidae.
AUGGAAGAAGUGAAAAAGACAGCACCCGGUAUGCAGCGCUCCUGGGUGAUGUUUUGGGGAGCUUUACUCUUCAACUACAGGCUGGCGGACGCCAAGGAGCACGACCCUCGGUCGUCGUCGAACAUGUCUCCGUCCGACUUUCUGGACUCGCUCAUGGGUCGAACGUCAGGCUACGACGCGCGAAUACGACCCAAUUUUAAAGGUCCGCCUGUUAACGUUACCUGCAACAUAUUUAUCAACAGCUUUGGUUCUAUAGCUGAAACUACCAUGGAUUACAGAGUGAAUAUCUUCCUGCGGCAGACGUGGAAUGACCCCCGGUUGGCGUACAGCAAAUACCCAGACUCCUCUCUGGACCUGGACCCUUCCAUGCUGGACUCCAUUUGGAAGCCUGACCUCUUCUUCGCCAACGAGAAGGGCGCUAAUUUCCACGAUGUCACGACGGACAACAAGCUUUUGAGGAUUUUCAAGGAUGGGAAUGUCCUCUACAGUAUCAGGUUGACCCUUAUCCUCUCCUGCCCGAUGGAUCUGAAAAACUUCCCAAUGGAUGUCCAAACGUGUACAAUGCAACUUGAGAGUUUCGGCUACACCAUGAACGACCUGAUCUUUGAGUGGCUGGAGAAAGGUGCCGUGCAAGUGUCAGAUGGUCUGACACUGCCUCAGUUCAUCAUGAAGGAAGAGAAGGAGCUGGGCUACUGUACCAAACACUACAAUACCGGCAAAUUCACCUGCAUUGAGGUGAAAUUCCAUCUGGAGCGUCAGAUGGGGUACUACCUGAUUCAGAUGUACAUCCCCUCCCUCCUCAUUGUCAUCCUCUCAUGGGUGUCCUUUUGGAUCAACAUGGAUGCCGCCCCUGCCCGAGUGGCACUGGGUAUCACCACUGUGCUCACCAUGACCACGCAAAGCUCUGGCUCUAGAGCUUCUCUUCCAAAGGUCUCCUAUGUGAAAGCCAUUGAUAUCUGGAUGGCGGUGUGUCUGCUCUUUGUAUUUGCGGCAUUACUCGAAUACGCUGGGGUUAAUUUCGUCUCCAGGCAACAGAAGGAGUUUCUCCGCUUGAGGCGAAGACAAAGGAAGAAUCACAAGGAUGAAGACAUGCGUGACGGCCGCUUUAAUUUUACUGGCUAUAACAUGAACCAGUGUCUGCCAACGAAGGACAGCUCAGCUGUUAAGAACGCCGCUCUAGCCCAGAACCCUCAGCCGCCGGUCCCCAAAGACUCGGAAAACAUGAAGAAGAAAUUUGUGGACCGCGCCAAGAGGAUAGACACGAUUUCUCGCGCUGCCUUUCCUCUGGCCUUUCUCAUCUUUAAUGUCUUUUACUGGAUCACCUACAAGAUCAUCAGGCACGAGGACAUCGAGAAAAAGUAA